This is a messenger RNA of Trichoderma gamsii, 354 nucleotides long. RefSeq lists its product as hypothetical. The record is from RefSeq and is a predicted model, not a curated record. The coding region runs from base 1 to 354 and encodes 117 amino acids. The transcript has 3 exons. Lineage: Eukaryota; Fungi; Ascomycota; Sordariomycetes; Hypocreales; Hypocreaceae.
AUGUCUGACGGAACUGGUGUCACCAACCCUCACACUGAGGAUUCCUUUGCUGAGAGCAAGGGCAAGGGAAAGGCUACUCAGGAUGAUGCUCCCCACCCCAUCGCCAUGGAUGAGGACGACGACGACGACGAGGAUGAUGAUGAGGAUGAGCUUGAAGAGGAUAAUGCUGAACCAGAUGAGGAUGGCUUAGAGGAGAUUGAUCUGAACAACAUUGUUGAGGGCGGACGUCGCACUCGCGGUGCCCAGAUUGACUACGCCAGGGCUGCUGAGCAGACUCCCAUGGACGACGAUGAGGACGAGGAAGACGACGACGACUUCCAGCCUCCCAACGAGGACACCGAGAUGGAGGGUUAA